Messenger RNA from Cheilinus undulatus (humphead wrasse), 1434 nucleotides. RefSeq names its product BAR/IMD domain containing adaptor protein 2 like 2b (gene baiap2l2b). The record is from RefSeq and is a predicted model, not a curated record. Bases 1 to 1434 code for a protein of 477 amino acids. Gene Ontology annotation, cellular component: cytosol; nucleoplasm. Gene Ontology annotation, molecular function: protein binding. Lineage: Eukaryota; Metazoa; Chordata; Actinopteri; Labriformes; Labridae. The transcript has 13 exons. Gene Ontology annotation, biological process: actin crosslink formation; plasma membrane organization; positive regulation of actin filament polymerization.
AUGUCAGGGGCCACCAGUGACCAGCUACACCGAUCAACUUUAUCCGUCUAUGCUAACCUCAUGGAGCAUUUCAACCCUGGCCUACAGAAGCUUGUUGCUUUAGGAAACAGCUACGUCAAAGCUUUUCAAGCCUUAGCUGUCUGCAGUGAAGCUUAUUUCAGUGCUGUGGCUAAGAUGGGUGACCAGGCCCUUCACACACUUUCAUCUCGCUCUCUUGGGGAUGUCCUGAUCCAGAUUUCUGAAACACAGAGGAGACUCACUGCAGAGAUGGAAGGAGUGUUUCGGUGGUUCCAGGUAGAGGUUUUGCAAGCCAUGGACAAGAAUGUCAAGUUGGAUGAGGAGUACAUAGAGGGGAGCCGCAGAGUUUAUGAGCUGGAGGUGAGAAACCAGGCAGAGGCUUUGGAGAAACAGCUCAGACGAGGAGCUUACAGGGACUCCCUGGAGAACAGUGAGUACAUGUUAUAUCUGAGGCAGAGCCAGCAGGAGAUCCUGAAGGAGGAGGAGAGGAGGUAUCGCUUCCUUGCAGAGAAACACUGUGGCCUCACUCAGUCACUGCUCUUCCUUAUAAACAAGACUGGAGCGUCUCUUCAGCAGAAGGCAGAUGGAUGGAAGGAGAAAGUGAACGACACCAGAGGGUCCAGACCUCGCACUCCAACCCAUUUAGACCAAGAGGCACAGCUGCGGGGUUCUGUGAGCUCCCUGCUGCAGACUGUGGCCAGAGAUGAGGAUAUGUCCUGGGCCAGGAGGGAGCAGCAGGCUCUGGGGAGAGUGCCAUCAAGAGCACCAUCUCCCAUCCCAAGCCGCUCUCGUUCCAGCUCUGUUGGAGAGUCUCUUGGUCUUGGAGGAGGAAGAGCCAUGAGAGCGCUAGUGUCCCACCCCUCUUCAUCCAACCCGAAGCUUUUACCUUUCAGCAGGGGAGAGACCGUCACAGUUCUGGUUCAGGAGCCUCGAAACGGCUGGCUGUAUGGACGCACGGACAGCAGCCUGCGACAAGGCUGGUUUCCUGCUGCAUAUGUGGCUCCUAUAGAGGACUUCUCCAACAACUUAUCGAUAAGAAGCCACAGCAUGAACAACCUGGUGGACACUGACCAAUCAGAGAACAAGAGCUAUGGAGAUGUUCCGCCUCCAGCCACACCUAAUCGCAGAGCCUCUGUAGACGUCCGGCCAAUUUCUCCGCUUCCUGAGAAGAAGCUGGAGGUAGCUGUGGAGGCAAAGCCCAAUCAGACGAAGACCCACAGUGAACACCCACCUCCACCUCCGCCCCCACCACCCCCUCCUCCACCGAGUCAGACACUGAGAAGGAGCUCUGUGGAUUUUCGACCAAUCUCUCCUCUUCCUGAAAGGAGGGAUGAAUCAGUUUCUGAUGUCCAGGUACUACAGAUGUUUAUGGAAUUGAUGUGUUAUACGCCACAUCUGCAAUCUUUCUUUUCCUAG